Wyeomyia smithii (pitcher-plant mosquito) is the source of this 2401-nucleotide messenger RNA. It is a transcript of the gene run, whose product is annotated as segmentation protein Runt. The transcript is spliced from 3 exons. The coding region runs from base 457 to 1827 and encodes 456 amino acids. Gene Ontology annotation, cellular component: nucleus. Gene Ontology annotation, molecular function: RNA polymerase II cis-regulatory region sequence-specific DNA binding; DNA-binding transcription factor activity, RNA polymerase II-specific; ATP binding. NCBI's taxonomy places the organism in Eukaryota, Metazoa, Arthropoda, Insecta, Diptera, Culicidae. Gene Ontology annotation, biological process: regulation of DNA-templated transcription. The record is from RefSeq and is a predicted model, not a curated record.
AGCAGUUUUUAAAAACAGUCCCAUCUGAGACAUUGUGUGAAUUACAUGUCCUGAGCUCUAGAGUAACGUGCUCGGUUUCCGAAGUGUUGAGAUUUGUUGUAAGAAAGUGCGCUCGGAAUCGGCUCGCAGAGGUGUUGGAUAACUUCCUUUUUGAUAACGUGUUGAUUCGGACUGGAUACGGUUUUACGUGGGGUGAAGCAGCCACGCUUGUGCAUAUUUGGUUUAUUUACGCGCUAGUCUUGUGAUAGGAGAACACGCGUAACGGUUGUAAGAUAGUAAUUUUAUGCGUACGCAGCGCGACUUGUAGUGAGAAAAGUGAAGGCGAAUACCAUUAAUGGACUGAAGCAUCCCUAACGGGGUUUCCUAGUGAAAUAGAAGGGAAGCAGUAACUGGUAACGGCAUUAUCUGAAGAUACGUCGGUGAGAAUCCGAGUAGUGAAUUCCUAGUGACGCGCAGAUGCAUCUUCCGGCUAGCAGCGAGUGCCAAAGUCCUCCGGUCUCCAAAAACAUGACUGAUAUGUUCUCGAAUCUGCACGACAUGCUGCAGGAGUACCACGGCGAGCUGGUACAAACAGGAUCACCGGCGGUCCUCUGUUCGGCUCUUCCCACGCACUGGCGCUCCAACAAGAGCUUGCCGUGUGCCUUCAAAGUGAUUGCCCUGGAUGAUAUCCAGGAUGGUACCCUGGUUACCAUUAAAGCCGGAAAUGAUGAAAACUAUCACGGCGAACUGCGGAACGCUACAGCGGUAAUGAAGAACCAGGUAGCCAAAUUCAACGAUCUGCGUUUUGUGGGACGAUCAGGUCGAGGAAAAUCGUUCUCGAUCACCAUCAUCAUCAGCUCCUACCCUAGCCAAGUAGCCACCUAUACCAAAGCAAUCAAAGUGACCGUCGACGGACCUCGGGAGCCACGAUCAAAGCAAAAUUUUGCGUACGGUCACCCAGGAGCAUUCAAUCCCUUCAUGCUGAACGCGGGAUGGCUGGAUGCGGCCUACAUGAACUACGCGUGGUCUGAUUACUUCCGUCAACAGCAACAGCUACAGGCCCAGCAACAGCAACAACAACCACCACAAGCGCCAGGUCAAACAAAUCCGGCCGGAAUAGGCGUAGGAAAAGGAUCUCCAACGUUACCGACGACUAACGGAACAACUGGACCGAUGCUGCCCACACCGCCGGCAGAAUUUCUACCACUUUCUGCCGGCCAAACAGGACUUCCCAACGGGCCAGUUCUGCCGAAUGGCGCUACCUACCUGUCGCAGUUUCCUUUCGGGCCCCACGCAGAUAUGCACCUGAAAUCUCCAUUCCUGCCUUACGACAUUUCACCACUCCGUGCCAACGGCCUUCGCACCGGCCCUCACCAGCUAGCCGCCACUAUUGCCAUCCCACCCAACGACUUCAUCUCUUCAUCACGCCUCUCGCCAGCCUCCUCCCGUAAUUCCAACUCUUCCCCACCAUCCACGCUAAACCAAUCACAAACCAAAAUCAGCUCCCCGCUGGAGCUCAACUCCACCGGUGACCAAUCGUCCGCCGAGGAAUCCGACGACGAACACAUCGAUGUCGUCAAGUCUGCCUUCGUACCGAUCUUGCGACCACUUCCAACUUCCUCGGCCGACACCAGCUCGGAUGCACUGAACGCUCCGCUCAAAUCAGAAACGCCCGAUUCAACCACCAGCUCACCGAAGACGCGCUGCGACCUCAAAGCGCCCUCCUCAAAGAAGCCUCAACUGCACGAAAUCGCACCGAGUGAACCGAGCUCGCCGGAAAGCACCAAACUUUCCUCGCCCAACAUUAUCCUGAAACAAUCGGCCAAAACCGUGUGGCGACCCUAUUGAGAGUACCUACUAUUCCACCAAGUGGCUGCGGCGAUCAAGGCUGCGUCCUGCCGGCGGGGGAAGUAGCGCUUUAUAGACUAAUUAGUUCAGAUCUGGUGAUAUUAAUGUUAAUGAUAAUCGGUGAUGUUAGCAGUUAGACUUUAGAAACGGUUGUAAAUAGCGACAGACAUUGUGAGUAUUUAGCGUCAGACAUGCAGAAUGGCAGUAGCACACUUACACAUUCAAAGAUUUUCUUUUAUACUUGAGGUUAUAAUAAGAUCAAUCAAAUCUGUACAGAAAAAGGGUCAAGCUCUCGUUCGAAAUGUUUUCCGUUGAAAAUCGGUAAUUAGAGUUGUGAUAGACUCGCCAAAAAUCGUUUUUAUUUCCUUCUGCACGCCUGCCUCUAUCCUAUCUGUAUUGUACAUAGAACUAGUUACCUAGAGAUUCCUAUUUUAUUUUACCUUUUAGUUUAGCCAACAAAGCAAGAAACAGGUACAUUUUUAUAGAGUACAAAGUGGUAUAAAAUUGAGACGGACACUGGAUUUUGUCAAUCGUGGAAAAUAAAAGAUUUAUCAUAAAACAUCAAAAUUGAAAA